UCUCGCUUCUCUCCCAAAAAAAAAAAGGAAAAAAAAGAUUUGGGAUCAUUUUGAUAGAAGCGACUCUAUUCCUCUCGCCGCCGAUUCGCAACUCGUCUUCGAGCUUUCUCCAUCGGGAUUUGGAUAAGGACUUGUUGAGAUUGGGCUGAGCUUAAAUCUGUUCUUUGCUCUCCCGAUUAGUAUUCAGGUGGGAUUAUAGCUCUCCAUGUGUUGUUGUGACUCUUAGCUGGCCGUGUUUUCGAGCUUAUAGGAAAAAAAUUCAUAACUUUGAGGUGGUAAUCAGUGAGAUCCUGUAAGAUGAAGAUAUCCUUGAAUUGCAUCUAUGGGUUUGUCGAUUGAUGUUCUAAUUCUCUUGCUACCUAAGGGUUUUGAUUCGGCCACCGGAUCUGCUGAAGUUAAACUUGUUCAGAAAUAUGGGUGAGACUCUCAUCACAACCCUGUCUAUGGAGAACUAUCACCCGUCGACACUUCUUUCCAUGGAUUCUGGUGCUUUUACUCACGAAGAAUCUGAGAGGGAGACAAACCGAUCCCUCAUACUUACCGGGCCGCCUGAUAUCAAUCUUCCUCUCUCAUCUGAAGCAAGUCCAUCUCUGCUUCUGUGGAACGAGCACUGUGAUAUCUUAGACGUUGGACUCGGCCCUCAGCUAUAUGAGCCUGAGGCUGUUGUUCAUGUGCCUAAGGUUGCCAAGAAGUACAACAAACGUGUUGAUAGUGCAUGGGGUGCUUGGCUUUUCUUCAGUUUCUACUUCAAACCUGUUUUGGAUGACAAGUCCAAAAGUAAGUUAACGAGGGACAGCAAUGGCUUGUCCGGUUACGAUAAAUCUGAUUUGCAGCUCGACUCCUUCUUGGUUCAGCAUGAUAUGGAGAAUAUGUACAUGUGGGUGUUCAAGGAAAAGCCUGAAAAUGCCCUUGGCAAGAUGCAGCUGCGCAGUUACAUGAACGGACACUCACGCGAGGGUGAGCGUCCUUUCCCUUUUAGUGUGGACAAAGGUUUUGUCCGCUCUCAUAGGAUGCAGAGGAAACAUUACCGUGGUCUCUCUAACCCACAGUGCCUCCAUGGAAUUGAAGUUGUUCAUUCACCCAAUCUUUCUGUACUCAACGAGGAUGAAAAGAAGAAGUGGACAGAACUCACAGGCCGAGACGUGAACUUUGCUAUUCCAGCUGAAGCUAGUGAUUACGGUUCAUGGAGGAAUCUCCCAGCCACUGAAUUUGAGGCUGAGCGUCCUCUUCCUAUGGCUAAAGCUAACGGGCACACCCACCUGAAAAAACUGAACGGUACCUGCCUGAACCUGUCAACACAUUCCCCAGACCAUGCAGUUGAUACAGUGGAAGUUCGACCAGCGUCUAGCAAUAAGCGCAAAAGGGAUUGUCUUGCUCUAGGGAACUGCGAUGACUCGAGCUCAAGUGAGAAAUCUCUGGACAUGAAAAUCCAUGCAAUGGAGCUGCCUUGGUCGAAUGAUUUCAGUGGGGUGAUGAAGAAUGUGUACGGUCCAGUCACAGCUGCGAAAACAAUAUAUGAAGACGACAAAGGGUUCUUAAUAGUUAUGAGCCUGCCAUUUGUUGAUUCGGGAAGAGUGAAAGUGACAUGGAGGAAUACACCAACACAUGGAAUAGUGAAGAUAUCAUGUGUAAGCACAGCAUGUGAGCCAUUCGUGAAGAGACAUGAUAGAACAUUUAAGCUAACAGAUCCGACACCAGAGCAUUGCCCACUGGGGGAAUUUGUCCGUGAAGUCUCUUUGCCGAACAGGAUUCCAGAUGACGCCAAGCUUGAAGCUUACCGGGAUGAAACCGGAACAACACUAGAGGUUUUAGUGCCCAAACACCGAAUGGGACCAGAAGAGCAUGAGGUUCGCGUAUGUCUCCGUCCGUUCGUGCUAGAGUGAGAUUGUAGUGCAUAAAUUCUUAAAAAGGAUUUUAUUGGUUCAUGUAUCAUUGGAUUAUUCAUAUUUAAUCAUAUUUCCCCCCCAUUUAUUGCGUUCUGUUAACAUAUCGGUUCCGAUUUAUUCGUAUACUUAAAUUUGUGGCAAGCCAUAUGACGAGGCACCAUUCAGUCUAAUGAUGGCUGAAUGACUAAAUUAGAAUUGUACAAUUGUACAUGUCUUUGUAACUUAAGAACUUUUUCUAUCUGGAUAUAAUAUUUAUCAUGGCAACUUUCCCACCUUCUUAUA
This is a messenger RNA of Capsella rubella, 2168 nucleotides long. RefSeq lists its product as uncharacterized. The record is from RefSeq and is a predicted model, not a curated record. The coding region runs from base 414 to 1883 and encodes 489 amino acids. Lineage: Eukaryota; Viridiplantae; Streptophyta; Magnoliopsida; Brassicales; Brassicaceae. The transcript has 2 exons.